This is a messenger RNA of Naumovozyma castellii, 1668 nucleotides long. It is a transcript of the gene DED81, whose product is annotated as asparagine--tRNA ligase DED81. The record is from RefSeq and is a predicted model, not a curated record. The coding region runs from base 1 to 1668 and encodes 555 amino acids. Lineage: Eukaryota; Fungi; Ascomycota; Saccharomycetes; Saccharomycetales; Saccharomycetaceae. The transcript has a single exon.
AUGUCCUCUUACAUUAAAGAAUCAGUCGGUAUCGACGAAUUGACCGUUUCCGGGUCCCAAGAACAACCAUUCAAGACCCCAGCUUUCGCCUUGUUUGCCAACUUACAAAACAACGGUGAAGAUGCUGCUGAACCAAAAUUGUUCGUCUUUAAACCAGAAGACAAUGAAUUUGUAGAAAUAUCUGCUUCUGCCUUGAAGAAAGCUCGUAAGGGUGCUGAUGGUUUGAAGAAGAAGUUGCUCAAACAAAAGGAGCAAGAAUUGAAGAAACAACAACAAGACGUUGAAAAUGCCGCCAAGCAAAUGGCUGCCAUGAACAUUACCAUUGAAGAAGACAAAUCCUUACCAGUGGCCAAGAAAUUCAAGAUCAAGGGUUCAUAUGGCCAAGUUGGUCAAAGAGUUAAGAUCUCUGGUUGGGUUCAUAGAUUCCGUUCCAACAAGAAGGUUGUCUUCCUUGUCUUGAGAGAUGGUACCGGAUUCCUUCAAUGUGUCUUGACUGGUGACUUAGCGUUAGCCAAGCAAACCCUUGACAUAACUUUAGAAACCACUGUUACAUUAUACGGUACCAUUAUAAAGGUUCCAGAAGGUAAGACUGCCCCAGGUGAUGUUGAAUUAGUUGUUGACUAUUACGAAGUUGUCGGACAAGCACCAUCUGGUGAAGAAGCCUUCACUAACAAGAUCGCUGAAGACUCAGACCCAUCGUUGUUAUUGGAUCAACGUCAUUUAGCCUUGAGAGGUGAAACACUAUCUGGUGUCAUGAAGGUCCGUGCUGCUCUGUUAAGAGCCGUUAGACGUGUUUACGAAGAAGAAGGUUUAUUGGAAGUUACACCACCAUGCAUGGUCCAAACACAAGUUGAAGGUGGUUCUACGUUAUUCAAGUUGGAUUAUUACGGUGAAGAAGCCUUCUUGACUCAAAGUUCUCAAUUAUAUUUAGAAACUUGUUUACCAGCCUUAGGUGAUGUCUUCUGUGUUCAAGAGUCAUUCCGUGCAGAAAAAUCUCACACCAGAAGACAUUUGUCUGAAUACACACAUAUUGAAGCUGAAUUGGCUUUCCUAACAUUCGAAGAAUUGUUGGAACAUAUUGAAACUUUGAUCGUUAAGAGUGUUCAAUAUGUUAUGGAAGAUCCAGUAGCCGGUCCAAUUGUUAACCAAUUACACCCACAUUUUGUUCCACCAAAGGGUCCAUUUAUGAGAUUGGAAUAUAAGGAUGCUAUCACUUGGUUGCAAGAACAUAACAUUAAGAACGAAGAUGGUGAAGAUUUCAAAUUCGGUGACGAUAUCGCUGAAGCUGCUGAAAGAAAGAUGACUGAUACUCUUAAUGUUCCAAUCUUGUUGACUAGAUUCCCAGUGGAAAUUAAAUCUUUCUACAUGCCAAAAUGUAAAGAUGAUCCACGUGUUACUGAAUCUGUGGAUGUUCUAAUGCCAACUGUCGGUGAAAUCACUGGUGGUUCCAUGAGAAUUAGCGACAUUGAUGAAUUGAUGGCUGGUUUCAAACGUGAAGGUAUCGAUCCAAAGCCAUACUACUGGUUCAUCGACCAAAGAAAAUACGGUACUUGUCCUCAUGGUGGUUACGGUUUGGGUACUGAACGUAUCUUGGCUUGGUUAUGUAACAGAUUCACUGUUAGAGAUUGUUCCUUGUACCCUCGUUUCAGUGGUAGAUGUAAGCCAUAG